Molecule: messenger RNA, 918 nt
Organism: Lindgomyces ingoldianus
Lineage: Eukaryota; Fungi; Ascomycota; Dothideomycetes; Pleosporales; Lindgomycetaceae
Exons: 2
Coding region: 262-918 (218 amino acids)
Source: RefSeq, a predicted model, not a curated record
UGGAGAGGUACCAGACCAUGAUCUUCGAGCGUUGGAGACUUCAUGUCAACGAAACAGAUUUCGCUUUAAACCGAAGACUUCCUUUUCCCACUAAAGUCUGGAUUUAUCAAUUACUUGCCGGUCCGGGCGACGGACUUCUAUUUUGCCUUUCGGGCAUAUCAAGGACUACCCGUGGGCUCAACAAACAUCGCAGACUACUCCCUUCUCAGCUCACCCUAUCUCAUAGAGACUUGAUACUUCGCAUAGGCAUCAAUAUCCGAGAUGGACAAUUUUCCCCCGGAGGAAAUCGCAUACCAGACAGCACAUAUCAGCGAAGACCGCAGUGUCCUCGUUAUAGCAGUUUCCUUAGUAUUUUUGGGAGUAGUUAUACUCUCCUUGAUCCUUCGUAUCACUGCCAGAAGAGUUGGCAACUCGAAACUAGCUUUGGACGACUACCUUUCGAUUGGAGCAACAGUUGCGUUGAUAGGAGUUACUAUAUCGGCAUGUUACGGUACGUUCAGCGCAGCCCGGACUCUUUGCCUCUAUAUUAACAAAGACCAGGCUACGUUGGCGAUGUCGGUGUGCUACCCUUGGAGCAUCGCUCUGGCUAAGUUGUCGGUGCUCUCACUUUUCGCCCGGAUUUUUACCAUGAGUAACCGCACUAUACAAAUUGGUGUAUAUUUCUUCACAGUGUACACGAUCUUAUGGUGGAUAUCAUUGAUAUUUUUAGUUUUCUUUCAGUGCAGGCCAUUUAGCAGCAAUUGGGGCAUCCCAUCUCAGUGCCACGUCAGUUUUGCUACGAGCGUAUCUACUGGUGUUCUCAAUGCGAUUUCGGACAUAGGCAUACUAGCUUUGCCACAACCAGCAAUAUGGAAAUUGCAGCUGUCACUAUCCAAGAAGCUCGCUCUGAGUCUAGUGUUCCUGACGGGUGGAUUGUGA